UUACGCAUAUUAGUUACGUCCUUCGCAUUCACGAAUUACGCUCUAUUGUUUAUUGCUAUAAACUGCAUAUAUUCCUUAUAUCAAUCUGUUUUGUUUUGUUUUGUUGUCCACACGUCACACGAUUCGAUCAUGUCGAAGGUAUCGUCGUACACAAUCAUCUUGUCCAUAGCCGCGCUGUGCUCUCUAUCCACAGCGGCUUCAGGCGCAGAUGACAUCUACCGCGAUAAAGAGAACGUGCUGCAAGCCAACGAAUUUAGUAACGAAGAAGUCAAAGAAUCCAAAUUGAUUACAAAAUGUUAUGACGAGGAAACUAAAUCAGCUUACAAGGUAGACUCUGUUUGGUAUCCAGUGGGAAAAUGUGAAAAACGAACUUGCUCUAGGCAAAAUAACUCAAAAAUCCCAAUUAUAAAAACUAUAGAAUGUGAACCGUGCACUUCAUGUAAAUUGCCUAAUCAAAUAUGCCACCCAUUCCGUUCUGAUAAAAAUUAUCCUAAGUGUUGUUCACAGUGUUUAACAAAGUCUACUAUACUUAUGAAAACAGAAUCAAAGAAAAAAUACCAAAACGUUUAAAUAUUUUCUAAUUAUAAUUGAUUUAUAUUCUAAAAUACAAUAAACUUAUAUAUUCAAUCCUAUUAAUCAUCAUGUAUAAAAUAUAGGUACACUGUACAUGUACUAUAAAUAUAUUUUAAAUUCAAAACAGUGUAGAUAUUUACCUAAAUUAGAAUAUAAUUUGCUGUUAUUACUUAUAAUAUAAAUAAGACAGAACAUAUUAAUUGACAAGUUACAUUUACAUAAUUAGUUGAUAUUUUUUUUAUAAAAUAUGACAAACUACAGUAAAUCUCAAUAUAGGUUCAUAAUUACAUAAAUAUUGUUUGUAAAAAAAAUAUUGUAUGGCAUAUUAUAAUCAUAUAUAAGAAUAUACUAAUAACAAGAAUAAGACAAGUAGGUACUAAUAAUUAAAUUAUGCUUGUUAACAAUUCCUUACAAGUGUCUACAGUAUAGUUUGUAUGGAUAAUAAAAUUAUUUUAUAAUAGGAUUGAGAGGUGUCAAUAUAAAUGCAACAGCUAUGAUUCGUUUAA
Rhopalosiphum maidis (corn leaf aphid) is the source of this 1079-nucleotide messenger RNA. RefSeq lists its product as uncharacterized. The transcript is spliced from 3 exons. The record is from RefSeq and is a predicted model, not a curated record. NCBI's taxonomy places the organism in Eukaryota, Metazoa, Arthropoda, Insecta, Hemiptera, Aphididae. Bases 130 to 570 code for a protein of 146 amino acids.